Messenger RNA from Stegodyphus dumicola, 1396 nucleotides. RefSeq lists its product as uncharacterized. The record is from RefSeq and is a predicted model, not a curated record. Gene Ontology annotation, molecular function: cobalamin binding. Lineage: Eukaryota; Metazoa; Arthropoda; Arachnida; Araneae; Eresidae. Gene Ontology annotation, biological process: cobalamin transport.
UAUAUAAGCUCUAAUGUUUUUCAACAGCGUUUAAUUAAAUGCAGUUGUUAGGUACGUUUAUGACGAGAGUUAGACUUAGCAAUGGCUUUGCUAAAGGUAGUUUUUUUAUUCGUUUUUAUUAGCAGUGCUAAUGCCUGGUUCAGUGGAAAAAGCUCUAACGAGUUGAAUGGUGUCUUUGCUGCGAAAAAUCCUUGUAUAACUGUACCAUUAGGGGGCGUAGAAUGGAUUCUUGCUCAAAGGAGACCAGACUAUGGAUGGAAGCAAGAUACUCAUCGAGCUAUCAUCGCUUUGUCCGUCAAUGGAUGGAAGAAUGUACCUAAAUCGGAGAUUCUCCAGUCAGAAUUACAACUCUGUGUCGAGAUUACAGAUGCACUUAUGAGAGAUACAUUAUAUCCAAUGAAUGCAAACGAUUUAGCUCUUUAUGUGCAGUCUCUGAUUGCAAUUAACAAGAAUCCGAGAAAUUUCCAUGGCUUCGAUUUAGUAGGCAAACUGCUCAAGUUGGUAAAGGAGAAGAAAGAUAAUCAUCCUUUCCUAGUACUGGCUCUCUGCGACGCGAAUGCAGCAACUCUAGAUCAUUUCUCUAGUAUCCGGGAAUAUUCGAAGAAUGAAAAAGCUUCACAGUCCAGGCUUAAAUAUGAUUACGAAGCUUUGGCUCUUAAAGCUUUUGCCUGUGGAAGAUUGAGCGAACAUCUGAAAAAGUACGGAAAUGAAAUUGAUCGUUCCGUUAGAAACUUGAUCAGUCGUCAGAAUGACGAUGGAAGCUUCGGAAAUAUUUAUACUACAGCCCUGAUUGUCCAGGCUCUAAUAGCGAGUGGAACAAACCAUCGGUGGAAGAAAGACGAAGCCUUAAGAUACCUGAAGAAGGCAUCAACAGCCUAUACGAACAUGGUGUUUGCUUAUUACAUAGAGCUGGCUCUUAAUGCAGAUUCUGUCCCAUUUAUCAAAAGUCUUCACCCGGAUCUUAACACAGUUCCACAAGCCCCGCCAGCUAAUAUUCCAAGCAAAUUCUUGCAUUAUUCACUUAGGAGUAGUGACUAUCCAGAUGUCUAUUAUACUAUUGGACUUAAAGUUCCUCGAAGUGCAACAUUCUUUGAUGUUAUGAAAGAUUCUACUGUCUGGAACCCUCUUUUCAGGUUUAAUGCUACCAUCGAUAGGUAUGGUAUUCCUCACGUUUAUUCAAUCUCUGGUAAGCCUAAUGAUGCAGAAGCGAAUCUUUAUUGGCGACUCUGCAAGCAACGGAAUAAUGAUGCAGCUCUCAGGAGUGUUAAAGAAGCUCCUAUACAUGUUCAAGUGGAAGAAGCUGAUUAUUUUAUCUAUUGGUAUACAGACAAGUCAUGUGAGCAACUUUAAUGGACUGUUAAUUUUAAGAUUGAAAUUAAAUCUGUUUAAACUUGGA